This is a messenger RNA of Lytechinus variegatus (green sea urchin), 1788 nucleotides long. RefSeq lists its product as uncharacterized. Gene Ontology annotation, molecular function: nucleic acid binding; zinc ion binding; aspartic-type endopeptidase activity. Gene Ontology annotation, biological process: proteolysis. NCBI's taxonomy places the organism in Eukaryota, Metazoa, Echinodermata, Echinoidea, Temnopleuroida, Toxopneustidae. The record is from RefSeq and is a predicted model, not a curated record. Bases 1 to 1788 code for a protein of 595 amino acids. The transcript has a single exon.
AUGAUUGAAGAGACUACUCCAUCUAGUGCUCAGCCCAGUCAGACAGGUAUGAGUGCUGAAGAUUUGGCUCGCUUGAUGAAGGAGAUGGAGAUGUCUCGUUACCAAGAGACCAAGCAGCUAUGCGAGUCUCUGAUGAAGAUGACUGUAAGUCCACAGGCUAAGGUAGAAUGUAGGUUACCAGGGCUCCACAGACUAACAGGAGAUGAUGAUAUAUCAUGUUAUCUCAACACUUUUGAACGUAUGGCAACAGCGGAAGAGAGGCCUAGACAUGAAUGGGCUAAACUGCUGGAACCGUACUUGACAGGGAAGGCCCAACAGGCUUUUCACUCCUUGAGCUAUUCAGAAAAGGAAAAUUAUGAUGCUGCUGUACAGGUUAUCCUACGGAGGUAUCAGCUAACCCCGGAAGCCUAUAGAGUUAAAUUCAAAACCGAUAGUAAACAAGGUGAAGAAACCUUUGAGGAAUAUGCAAACCGUCUCCAGGACAACUUCUGCAGGUGGCUGGAAGUAACGCCUUCUACGUUUCACAACCCUGAAGUCAGACGGUGCUUUGAUCUGAUCAUGAUUGAUCAGUUUUUGAGCACUGUGGUUGAUGAAACAUUACGGCUGAAACUUAGAGAGCGCAAUGAAUGCUCACUCAUUGCCUUAGCCCGCACAGCAGAUGAGUUGCUCUUGCAUAGGCGAGCUAAUUCAGUAGCUCGCAGAGAUGAGGCAAAUUUCAGGAAGAAGCAUGGUGGUACGACUGAUAGUCGUCCAAACACUGCUAGUUAUUCCCAAGGUCAUACUAACUCAAAUCCUAACCGCAGAGGGACAUUUAAUCAGAAUUGUUACCGCUGUGGCCAGCUGGGGCAUAGGAUUGUGGAUUGCCCCAUGCCACCCCCAGUAAGGUCUGCCAAAUACACCUUCACACCCAACACACAAACACCUGCACCAAACACAAUACAACAUAGUUCAGAAACAGGCAACUGUAACUUUGUAGCUCCAGAAGAGUUAAUUACUCCUAACUUGUCAGAUGUCCCAAAGAAAGGACUACCCAUGAUGGAACUUGUUCUGAGAGGAGAGACAGAAGCACAUGUUAAGACAUAUGGGCUAGUAGACUCUGGGUCUACGGUUUCGCUCCUGCCAUCAGAUCUCUGUGACAAGUUGUCUUUACCUGUGACCCCUUGCAGUGAGGGUACCACUCUGAAAAUUCUCGGAGAAAUGACCGUGACUCCACAUGGGGUAACAAGUGCAGAAGUAGAGUUCGGAGUUAGUACCUUGCAGGUUAAAUUUCAGGUAGUCAAGACGUUGCCAGCUCCAGUUCUUUUGGGAGUGGAUUUUGCUCAUGCAGUAAAAUUGGUAUUGGAUUUUGGCGAAGGGUGCUUUGGAACCAGUUUCGGGGUUGAAAAACCUGUAAAGUUUCCUAUGCUAGGAAUGCAGUCUGGAGAGCCAGAGUACCCAGAUUAUGAACUCGACGAGGGCAGGGAUACUAUCCCUGUAUCUUGUGGAACCAAGUUAGAUGUUUCAGCUACUGAGCAGGCAGAGCUUGAGUCACUCCUGGGUGAUUUCAAGGAUGUUCUUUGUGACAUUCCAGGUUUCACAGAUGUUGAUUGCCAUCACAUUGAUGUGGGUGACGCUACACCUUCUCGUUCACAUCCUUAUCGGAUUGGUCCUGAGCGGAAAAGAGCCCUAGAUGAAGAAAUAUCGAAACUCUUGGAAUGUGGGAAGAUAGAGCCCUCAUCAUCUCCCUGGGCUUCCCCUGUUGUCAUGGUGCCGAAGAAGGGAGGCACUUAUCGCAUGUGUGUAGACUAA